AUGGAUUCAAAUUACCAAACAUAUAAGAUGGCUGACGGCAUGAAAAGGAGUAUUUCCAUGAUUGUCUUAAUUCACCUGUGUUUGAACGCCGAAACUGUUUUUGCAGUGCCUUCAAGUAUCAAACAACGGUCAUUACUUAGUAACAAACUCCGCUCUGAAAAAGAAAGAUCUAUGACCUCGAAGUCUUCACAAACCCUAUUGUUAUCACAGUUGAACAAUUUGCAUGAAAACGUUGGGGAGUCUACAAGUUUUGAAUCACUAUCAACAGAAAUCAACGUUCAAGAUGAUGCAACUCUCCUUCCAAAAAUACGUAUACGCCAUGUAAAACGAAGCAUGCAAAGAAAAAGGAAGAAAGAUAGAAAUGGAACAAAACACAGAAAAAACAAAAAAUCUCGUAGGAACGUCAAAAGACACCGAGGUUCUGGACUGAAACAAAAAUCAUGUCCAACUCGUACCAGUUACGUCUCCAAAAGAACAGCUGAAGACAUUUUCGGUAACAUUGUUAAUGUGUAUCCAGUGAUACACGUAGGAAACCUGGCACUUGAUCAAUUGUUUUAUGAGUCUUUCUGUGAUGUUGAUAAGUGUUCAUGCGCUGGUGUUGACAGUAGAAAAUUCAAAUCUUCCUGUGAAACAACUCACAGUUAUACAUAUGCAAGAGUUGUAAAAAGCGGAGUAAUUGGUUGGAGCUACAUUAAGGUCAGGUCAGGAUGUAGCUGUGUUGUACGAGCAAAAGGGAAGAACAGAUUGUCUACAAUUACAGAUCUUUUGUCAUGA
This is a messenger RNA of Mercenaria mercenaria, 774 nucleotides long. Its product is annotated as venom nerve growth factor 1-like. The record is from RefSeq and is a predicted model, not a curated record. Gene Ontology annotation, biological process: neuron projection morphogenesis; nerve development; positive regulation of peptidyl-serine phosphorylation. The transcript has 2 exons. Gene Ontology annotation, molecular function: nerve growth factor receptor binding; growth factor activity. NCBI's taxonomy places the organism in Eukaryota, Metazoa, Mollusca, Bivalvia, Venerida, Veneridae. The coding region runs from base 1 to 774 and encodes 257 amino acids.